AUGUUGAAAAGACAAAGGGAACCAAGUCCGGAAACCGCUGUUAAGCAGAGAAAGUUGGAACAGAGGCUUCCCUCCUUACCAGUACAUGGAAAAAGACCUAUACUGAAGGCAAGACUGUCAUGGACGGUCAAAGGAAAGGAUGAAGGCGCCCAAGGGUCUUUCCUGUUCGACACCGGUUGUACAGGAGCUAUCCUCAAUCAGAGUUUUGUCAGGAAACAUGGAAUUCCCUUAGUGCGGCGGGAUCAACCUCUAACAAUGUUUGAUGCUCAAGGAGAUGUCAUGAUGGGAGGAGGUGAGUAUUACACUCACCCAGUCCACAUGACUAUGGGAGAUCAUAAGGAGACACUCCGAUGGGAGGUGGCUACGCUGGAAGAAGGAAUGACCGGUUACCUCCCAAUUAGUUGGGCUAGGAAGCAUAACCCGGAUAUCAAUUGGGAACUCAACACCAUGAGCUGGAGGAGUGACUACUGCAAGCAGAAUUGUCUCCCAGCGGCCACCAAGAUUGAACUAGUCUCUCCAUACCUGAUGUUGGAAGAAGAAGAGACAGUCUAUCAAUUGGUUGGUUCAGUAUGGCAUGAUGAGGACGGAGGUGAUAUUGCUGAAAAAAUACACAACCUCUACCGGGAAUGGGCUGAUGUGUUCAGUCAAGAGAAGAUUGAGGAAAUGCCGCCGCAUUCCCAUAAUGAUCUAAAGAUCAAACUCUUGCCUGGCACCGCUCCCCCAUUUGGCCCGCUGUACCCAUGUUCCGCUCCAGAGUUGAAGGCCCUCCGAGAGUACCUGGACAAAGAAUUGUCUUCAGGAAAGAUCUCUAGAUCUAACAGCCCUGCCGCAGCGCCCAUACUGUUCAUUCCUAAGAAGGAUGGGACAUUGCGGAUUUGUGUGGACUACAGAGGAUUGAACAAGGUCACUGUCAAGGACAAGUACCCACUGCCUAUCAUGAGUGAGCUCAGAGACAGGUUGUUCAAGGCCAAGAUCUUCACAAAGAUAGACCUGAAGAACGGCUUCAAUUUGAUCAGGAUAGCAGAAGGUGAUGAGUGGAAAACCGCUUUCAGAACCCGCUAUGGACUGUAUCAGUAUAAUGUGAUGCCAUUUGGUCUAUGCAAUGCUCCCUCCGCUUUUCAGGCAAUGAUCAAUGAUGUUAUAAAGGAACUACUGGAUGAAGGAGUAGUUGUCUAUAUUGAUGACAUCCUCAUCUACUCGGAGACUGAGAAAGAACAUGAGCUAUUGGUCAAAAAGGUACUACAGAAGCUUAGGGAAGCUAAGCUCUGUGCCUCGAUCAGUAAGACAUCCUUCCAUGUCCGAGAAGUAGAAUACCUAGGCUAUCACAUCUCGGAAGAUGGAGUAUCUAUGUCAGAGGACAAGGCAUUCCUCGGAUUUGCAAACUUCUAUCGUCGCUUUAUUGAAGGCUUCAGUAAAGUUUGCAAACCAUUAACUGACCUCCUGCAAAAAGACAAGAAAUGGUAUUGGACGGCAGUACAUGAGCAGGCCUUUGAAGAACUCAAGAGGCUGUUCACAAGCGCUCCAAUCCUCCUUCAUUUUGACCUUAGUAGGAGAACAGUGGUCGAGACAGAUGCCAGUGAUUUUGCCAAGGGAGCGGUGCUCUCUCAGUAUGGGGAUGAUGGGAAGCUACAUCCGGUGGCAUUCUAUUCUAAGAAGUUCUCCCCUGCUGAGAUCAACUAUGACAUUCAUGAUAAGGAAAUGGGAGCUAUUGUAGCCUCUUUCCGGGAAUGGAAACACAUGCUCAAAUCUUGUGAGCAAGAGAUCACGGUUUUUACAGACCACAAGAACUUGGAGUACUUUAAUUCUACCAAGGUUCUCACUAGGCGGCAAGCUAGAUGGUCUGAAGACCUCGCAGGCUACAAUUUUAAAGUUGUCUACAAACCGAGAGAAAAGAAUGGCAAGACUGAUGUGCUAUCUAGGCGCUGGGAUCACCGCCUUGGAGAGGGAGGUGAAACUCUGCAGCCGGAGCCACAGAUCUUUUUCAGGCCAGGUCAAUUGGUUUUGGAUCCUGCAAAGCUAGCGGCUGUCAGGGUGAAUCAAUUGCAGAAUACAUUCUUGGAGCGCCUAUAUGCGGCUGCUAAAGAGGAUAGUUUCUGGCAGGAACUGCACCGCUCUCUGGUUGAAAGGAAACCAAAUUUGGACCAGAACUUGUCGGUCAAGAACGGUCUCAUCUUCUAUAAGAAUAGAUGGUAUAUACCCAAAGACAAGAAGCUUCAGAUGGAAAUACUGUCCGAUACCCAUGACUCUAAGGUGGUGUUACGGGCAUGCCAAGCAUUUACGGGACUCGCGGGGCCCGUAUCGGAUCAAGGAGAUUCAUACUCGACGUUGACUGAAGAGACCUUGGAGACUUCUACCUUUGUAGCUGUGGCGGGUCACUUUGGCCAAUUUAAGACACUUGAGCGGGUGAAAAACAACUUCUUUUGGCCCAACAUGGAUAAGGAUGUUGAGGAAUAUGUCCGGAGCUGUGACAGCUGCCAGAGGAAUAAGACCUCAAGACAUAAGAAGUUUGGUAUGCUCCAACCGUUGGAGAUGCCCUAUCGGCCAUGGACUUCCAUCUCUAUGGACUUCAUUGUGGGAUUACCGGAAUCUAGUGGGUUUACAAAGAUCUGGGUAAUAGUGGACCGCUUUUCGAAGAUGGCACACUACAUCCCUCUUCCUACCCUCAAUAAAACGGAAGAUUUGGCUAAGUUGUUCUUGAAGGAAGUUUGGAGACUCCAUGGUUUACCUGAUGACAUAGUCUCGGACAGAGAUAGCAGGUUCAUUUCUCACUUUUGGCAAUCUCUCAUGAGUCUCCUCAAUGUGAAGCUGAAGAUGUAA
Molecule: messenger RNA, 2817 nt
Organism: Morchella sextelata
Lineage: Eukaryota; Fungi; Ascomycota; Pezizomycetes; Pezizales; Morchellaceae
Exons: 4
Coding region: 1-2817 (938 amino acids)
Biological process (GO): DNA integration
Molecular function (GO): nucleic acid binding
Source: RefSeq, a predicted model, not a curated record